Molecule: messenger RNA, 6361 nt
Organism: Stegostoma tigrinum
Lineage: Eukaryota; Metazoa; Chordata; Chondrichthyes; Orectolobiformes; Stegostomatidae
Product: synaptotagmin-4
Exons: 5
Coding region: 344-1729 (461 amino acids)
Biological process (GO): regulation of calcium ion-dependent exocytosis; cellular response to calcium ion; vesicle fusion
Cellular component (GO): synapse; axon
Molecular function (GO): calcium-dependent phospholipid binding; clathrin binding; calcium ion binding
Source: RefSeq, a predicted model, not a curated record
AACUGGACAGGGAGAGGUGAAUCAUACUUUGCUGUAUAUCUAAACCUCCCACAGGUUUGUCGAACUCACUGCUGUAAAGCUACUGAAUGAAAAUCAAUUGGACACAGUCAGGCCACAACACCAUGGUGAUCAGAGGCAUGAGCUUCUUUUGAGUUUGCCUCUGAAACAUCAAAGAUACAUUUACUCGAGAAGCAGAGGUGGAUAUCUCCAUGGGCUGGUUACCCCAUCCCACACAAACAUUCGCUGUGACUGUGACUUUCUCUUUUGCAUUGCAUCAACUCCUGCUCUGUUGUAGGCUGGAAGAUUAAGUUCAGUUAACUACCGCAUCCUCUUUGCUUCAACCAUGAUGCCUCUGCAGGUCCUCCUCGGGGUUGGUCUGGCCUUCCUCUGUUUCUGCUUGAUGCUCGGCUGUGCCCUCUGCUGGCGGAAAAGGAAGCAUCAGAGCACCACCAACAGCAAGGACCCGGCCUCUGAGCGGAUCGUCAUGGACCCCAGCUUGCCUCUGCCAGGGAGCGCCAGUACGCCCAUCAAGCAGCAGUACGAGGAGGUGCGCGGCUUAGUAUUGGAGCACCCGCCAGGCGCUCUGCCGGACCUGGACCCUGACUCUGGCUACAGGCAUGGUCCCCACGGCAGAGCGUCACUGCCCUUCAUCCCCGCUGUGCAGAAAGCCAGCCUGACCAGCCGAACCAAGAGGAUCCUUGAGAGGCGCUGCACCGUCUCGGGCGACUGCUCUGUCUACAACCAGUGCGGCAUCUACCCGACCCCGGGCAUCAUGCCCGCAGGCCCCGGCCUGGGCCAUUCCCUCACCACGCCUGACGACCUGGCAGGUGCCAAGUCAAAGCCAAGGCCGGCCCUACACUUCACACUCUUCUACUCGCCCUAUGAGGUCACCCUGACGGUGAGCGUCCUGGGCAUCUCCAACCUUCCCAAGAAAUUUGGCACCGGCUGUGACUCCUAUGUGAGGGUCUACUUGCUGCCUAGGUUCAUGGAGCCACAGCAAACCAGCAUCCGCAGGAAGAGCCUGAACCCCGAGUUCUGGGAGAGCUUUCACUUCUCCGGUUACACACUCGAGGAGAUAAAAUGCUUCACCCUCCGCUUUGCCACCUACGUCAAGGAGUUCCACAAUUUGAAGGACACUUUCAUUGGUGAGGUGCUGUUCGCCUGCGAGCAGGGAGACUGGCAGCCAGAUUCACCCUCAGCUUAUACACGAGAGCUCACCACCACAAAGACAAAGCUCAAAAAGUGUCUCAGCUCCCAGGAUGUGGUGGGUCCUUCUGGCAGCACGGGACAAACCAAGUUGCUGGGCCAGCUCUUCAUCCUGCUUCAGUAUCAGACCCUGGCUAACCGGAUCAAGGUCAUGGUUCGAAAGGCUGAGUCUUUGGCCAGGCUGACCCGCAUGCCAGGGUCACCAGAUCAUUAUGUCAUUAUAAAUCUCUACCAAGAUGGUAAGCUACUUUCAACCAAGGAAACCAAGACAUCAAGCGGCUACAACCCUGUGUGGAAUGCACCAUUUCUGUUUGAUGUACCUUCAGGAGAUAUUGAAAGCCUACAGCUCUCUCUGGAGUUUAUAGUCAUGCAGAGUCGCAUCUACACCCGAAGUGGAGUUCUCGGCCGUGUGGUGAUUGGGUCAAAUGCUUCAGAGACAGGAAGAACGCAUUGGAGGGAGAUGUCGAGUCGGGGGCACGUGGAAUCUGCUAGGUGGCAUACCAUCCAGCCAGACACUCUCUAGACCACCCUCAUACACACAUCUGUUCUGUCACCCCUACCACUAUCCCUUAACUGUUCAGUGAAACGUAAUAAUCUGUACGAAAACCCCAACGUCCAUUAGGAGCUUGGUGUUGCCGGAGCACAGUCAGUGGUUCCAGAUAUUACACGCUCAUUUCAUGGCUGCCAUUUUUUUCACAGAUGGCCUGUUGCUAAGGGAUACAUGAUAAGUUGAGAUUGUUUCAGUGUUGAUCUGAGAGUUUCUCAGUCUGUAAUGUGAGCCCAUUGACCUCAACGUACACUUCACCUGUCCUACUCUGGGACAAAGAAAAACCGAGAACUGCUUAAAAAGACUUUCUUUAAAAAAUAAUGUGAAAUAUAUAUUCCUCCAGCAGGAAAGCCACAACAACAACACAAACUGAUUCAACUUAUUAAAAUAUUUCAAAGGGCUUAAAUGCAAGUGUUAUCACCAUAUUGACACCAAAUCAUAACUGGAGAUAUCAAGGCAGAUACAAGGAGAUAGGUUUCUGGGAGCAUCCUAUGGGGGAAAUAAAAGCAAGUUGGAGAGGUUUAGGAGGGAAAUUCUAGAGUUUGGAAUUUGUGUAGCUCAAGGCCUGAUGAGACAAUAAAAAAUGAGGGGUUUUGGAAGUAAUGGAGGAGCAUUAUUAUUGUCACAUAUACCUAGAUACAGUGAAAAGUUUUGUUUUGCCUGUGGUGCAGGCAGAUCAUAACAGACAAAGAUCGUAGGGUGAUUGGACAGAGCAGGGAAUACAAAGUUACAGUUGCACAAAAAGCAAGAUCAGCAUUAGCAGGAAUGAAGCUGUUCAUGAAUUUAGUGGUAUGUAUCUUUAAGCUUUUGUAUCUUCUGCCUGAUGGAAGAGGGUAGAAGAGAUUAUAAGGGAAGGCCAGUGGUAAGGACGUCUGCAGAGAACCUGCAGAGGGAUAUAGACAAGUUAUGCAAGUGGCCGAAAACUAGGAUAGACUAUAACAUAAGAAAAUGUGACGUUAUGCGCUUUGGCAGCAAGGAUAGAGAUGCUGUCUAUUAUUUAAUUGAAGAAAGACUGCAGUAAGUUGUAGCACAGAGGGAUACUGAGAGUCCUUUUGCAUUAAUACCAAAAAGCUAGCAUUGAAGUUCAAAAGGUAAUAGGCCAGAUUGUAUGUUGGCCUUAAUUUCGAAAGGAAUGGAAUGUAAAAUUAGGGAAGAUCUGCUAACCCUAUACAAAGCACUAGCUAGAACAUACCUUUGUUUAACUCGGGGAAGAUGUAUUGGCAUUAGAGGCAGUUGAGAGAAAAUUCACGAGUUGGAUCUUGGGUCUCAAGGGAUUUUGUUAUGACGAGAGGCUGAGCCUGCACUCACUAGAAUUUAGAAAAAUCAGAGCCAACUUUAUUGAAAUGUACAAGAUUCUUAUGGGACUUGCCAGGGUGGAUGCAGAAAGGUUAGUUCCCCUGUGGGAGAGUCUGGAACCAGAACACAUUGUCUCAGGAUGAGGGCUGCUCCCGUUAGGACAGAGAUGACAAGGAAUUUCUUCUAUCCGUGGACAGGGAAUCUGUACCAUUCUUUAUCACAGGCCGCUGUCGACGCCAUGUCUUUAAGUAUGUUCGAGGCUACAUUUGACAGAUUUUUAAUCAGGAAGGGAAUCAAGAGUUAUAAGAAAAAGGCAGGAAAGUUGAACUGAGGAUUAUCAGAUCAGGCAUGGUCUCACUGGGUGGUGGAGAAGACUCAUUGGGCUGAAUGGCCCACUUCUGCUCCUACAUCUUUAGGGCUCUGUUUUAGACUUGGAGGAGAUUAGCGAGACAGUGUUGGGAUUAGGAGUCAAAAAGCUAUGGAGGAAUUUGAAAAUGAAAGUAAUAUGAGGAAUGGUUGAGAACUUUGGGUCUGUACUUGAUGGAGUUUAGAAGGAUCGGGGGAGGUGGGGGGAUGGGGAGACCUCAUUGAACUUUACAGAAUGGAGAGACCUGGAUAGCUAGGACAUGGAGAAGAUGUUUCCACCAGUAAGAAGAACUAGGAUCUGAGGGCACUGCCUCAGAGGGAAGGGGUGACCCUCUAGAACUGAGAUGAGGAGGAAUUUCUUCAGACAGAGGGCGGUAAAUCUGUGGAACUUAUUGCUACAGAAGGCUGUGGAGGCCACAUCAUGAAUAUAUUUAAGACAGAGAUAGACUGGUUCUUGAUUACUAAGGGGAUCAAGGGUUAUAGGGAGAAAGCAGAGAAUGGUUGAGAAACAUAUCAGCCAUUAUUGAAUGGCAGAGCAGUCUUGAUGGACUGAAUGGCUUAAUUUUGCUCCUAUAUCUUAUGGUCUUACAGUGUUGUGGAAAGAAACAUUUUAGAAUUGAGCCAUUACUUGAAUGGAAGCCAAUAUAGCGAAGAAAGCCAAAGAGCAGUGGGUGAGAUUUGGUGGAUUCACUCCAGUGAAUGAACCCAAUCUUAAGUAGGGCAGAAGCUAAGUGACCAGAUUGACUCCCACUUCUCGAGACUGUGUGCGAUGCCUAACCCUAAACCCAACCCUAAUGCGGUGAAAGUUUUCCCAUUAAAACAUCAAUGCCAUCACAAAACAACUCAGAUGUGUCAUUUCACAGGUGGGUUAUCUUCCAAUAUCUGACACCAAACUUCAUAAUGUAUCAUUUUUGAGUGCAGGAGCAAUGUAGUCCUGUUUCAGUUGAAGAGAACAAUGGUGAGACUGAAUUUGGAAGGCUGUGUGCAGUUUUCAUCCCCUCACCUAAUAAAGAAUGAGUUUUCUUUAGGAGGAGUGCAGCAGAGGUUCAGCAGACUGGUUCCUCAAUUGUCCAACAAGGCCAGAUUAAAGAGAUUGGGUCUAUAUUUGAAAAAUUGAGAAACAAUCUGAUAGAAUCUUACAAUAAGCUUAAAGAGGCAGAUAGUUUCCCCAAUUGUGGAAUUUAGAACCUCUUGGCAGGGCUAGGGAGGAAAUCCAAUCUAGAAUAAAAGACUAAGACUCAAUAAGACAUCGAGGACAGAGGCAAGGAAGAACAUCUUCAUUCAGAGGAUGGUGUAUCUUUGGAAUUCUGUACCGCUGAGAGACUGUGGAGAUUCAAUCAUUGCACAUAUUUAAGAUGGAGAUUGAUAGAUUUCUAGUUACUUGUAACUUUAAGGAUGGAUGUUCGGGCUCAAGGGGCUGAAUGGCCUGGACAGGUACCAAAUUGUUUUGUCCAACUGACCUGAGGUAAACGUUCAUCCUUUCAAUAAGAGAUUGCGCACACAUCCAAGCAUGGAAUGUCAUCGCCUCAAAUAUCAUUUAUCAACAAAUGAGAACACUUUAAGAACUGCUGCCAGUGCAGGUGGACGUUUCCAUCUAUCUCCUCACUUUGAACAGUGACAUUUGGGUGGUUGUAAGUCCAUCAUUAAUUAUAGCAGCUUUAUAUCAUCACACUUAGCAUCACAGUCGUGUGCCUUAGAUGCAAUGUUUCCUACACUGGAGUUUGUUUGUGUUUGGUGGGAAAUUUUCCUCCUGCACUAUUUCAAGUGAGAUUAUGAGCCCUUUUAAUAGGUAUCAGAAAUUGAAGGAUAAAAUGUUUCACAAAGUCAGUAACAGCUUGUACUAGUGGAAACAUAAAUAAACUUAAUAUGGAUGUAGAUACUGAUACUGGCUUCAGUUGCGCUGUAAAGUUAACAUAGCCCCAAAGUUAGAAGUCACAAGACACCAAGUUAUAGUCCAACAGGUUUAUUUGAAAUCACAAGUUCUCAGCACGCUGCUGAUGAAGUCACUUCACCUGAGCAGUGCUCCAAACGCUUGUGAUUUCAAAUAAACCUGUUGGACUGUAACCUGGGGUCACGUGAUUUCUGACCUUAUCGAUCCCAGUUCAGCACCAGCACCUCCACAUCAUAGUCCCGAAGGGCUGCUCUCUCAUUAGAGUGAGGUGGUUGUUGGUGAGGCCACCGUCUCUCAGGGGAGGUUGAGAAAAAAAAAUGUUCUUCAUAGUAACCUCAGUCAGUGCAGGAAUUGAACCCAUGCUGUUGCUAUCACUGUGCAUUGCAAACCAGCCAUCCGACCGUAGAGUCAUUCAGCACAGAGACAGGCCCUUCAGUCCGACUCAUCCGUGCCGACCUAUUUUCCCUUCUCAACAUGCCGGUCUCUAAUGCCAUUAAGUUAGUUCCACUGACAUUUGUAUCCAUGCUGGUAUUCUUGUUAAUUUACUAGAUGAAAAUCCCAUCAAAAGCUGCCUCUGAGGGCCAUUCACAUUAAAUAUAGAGACCUCUUUUGACAAAGAGGCAUAUAAAGUCACCACUUAUGUACUGGACUGUACUACAUUGUCUGCAAGCAUUUUGGGAGGAGUUGACUAUAUUAUUUGAAAGAGUCACAGACAGUUCCUCAUGUUCACAGCCUGCACCUUCCCCAAGUCUUCUAAUGCCAGUUAAAGUGUGUGUGAAGUGGCUGGUAACAUAUAAAGUUGAUGACUUAUUCCACGUUAGGCAUAAACUACAGGCAAUUUAAGAUCACAAGCUAUGCUCACGCUCAAACAGAAAUAUCAACUGUGCUUUUGGUUAGAAACUGAUAUCUAGGAGUCCUUCUAUGUGAACCUGAUUAACUUAAUCAAUAAAGUGCACGUCUGUAGUUGGUCUAAGUAUGUAUAUAUUUUUGGACUCUCGCUUAUAGUUUGCUCUAUAUUAAUAUUUUGUGUAAACAUUAUCACCCAAAUAAAUCUU